Messenger RNA from Pundamilia nyererei, 4137 nucleotides. It is a transcript of the gene cped1, whose product is annotated as cadherin-like and PC-esterase domain containing 1. The coding region runs from base 584 to 3352 and encodes 922 amino acids. The transcript has 21 exons. The record is from RefSeq and is a predicted model, not a curated record. Lineage: Eukaryota; Metazoa; Chordata; Actinopteri; Cichliformes; Cichlidae.
ACGUGGAGUGCGCGCGCCUGAAAUAUCUGGACUAGGAGGAGCUGACCUCCUGCAGACUCCUUGCAGAGAGGGGGAAAAGCAGCUUCCUCCUGUUUGUGUGCAGAAAAGUUGGAGGAGAGGACGGACCCAGGACCUGAAACCUGACCACGGAGCCUCCUCCUCCUGCUGCUGGCUUUAACUCAAACCAGAUGGUGUCCCGCUACUCCACAGCAGCUCCAGCCUGAUGCGUGGCUCCAGCACAGGAGGUAAAGCAGUUUAGACGGAGUAGGAGAAGAUAAUGAGGGGAGGACGGCGCAGAUUUGACUCCGAGGAGUCAUACAGUGUCCAUUUAAAGGAGUGAGCUCGGAGUUUGCGGAGUUCGUGGCCCCUCCGUCUGAUCUCAGGUCCGCGCACGGCUCAGCAGCACGGCAGUCACGGCCUCUCUUGCGCGCUCACCCGUGUCUUCGGGACACGUAAAAGCAGGACUUUAUUUUCUGAUGAAGGAUUCAAACUGCGCAUGCUCUGUGCUGACCUAAGUGGGCUCAGAUUGAGCUGACGGAGGUGAUGGAGGUGACGGAGGUACGGUGAAGCUCGCGCUCCGGUGAUGCGGUGCGUCCCGCUGCUCCGCCGGCGCUCCGGCCCGCCCCUGCUGCUGCUCGCGCUCCUGCUCGUACUCUGUGUGUACCUGAUGGUGGGGGACGAGCCGGUGCGGUCAGAUGUGUGCUACAAGGUACCCUCGCUCCAGAUGUUGACCCGCAGGUUUGUGUGCACUCUGGAGGCUCUGCAGAGACACGCACAGUUGCAGCUCUCGUCUCAGAGGACCCCCCACCGGCGCCGGGCCGUGGUUCUGACGGGGCGACACCCGACCUCAGACACCGAGGUCCAGCUGUACCAGAGAGUCCUGCAGCAGAUGGACUACGAGGUCCACCUGUCCAGAUACGCCGAGACGAGCAGCUUCCUGAGGAGCACGCAGGGCAUUGGUGGGUGGAGCCUCCUGCUGUGCCUCAGCACGUCAGAGCAGAGCUGUCUGAGGAGGAUCUCCUUCUCUCACCUGCAGCAUCAUCAGACGGUGAACCUGCUGCCUGGGCUGAUAGAGGCAUUUUCAAACGUAGGUGGAGGUCUGUGUCACUUCUAUACACACUUCCAGCUGACAGAGUCUAGUUUACCCAUGAACCCUCAUGCCUGUGGAUCGACCAAUCAGAAGGUGGAGAUUCCCCUGGACAGUUUCCCUGACAGCCAAGCCCCGCCUCCUGCUCUGGUUGCCAUGGUCAAUGUUUAUGUCCUGGUAACCUCAGUGACCCCGCUGACUUCUUUCCUGCAUGACAUCAGCGUGGUAAUGACCAUUCAGCAUCCGAGGGGCCGACCUGUGAAGCUCAGGGACUUCCUGCUGCAGCACCUUGAUCCAGCAGCCUCCCAUCAGGCUUUGAGGCAGGUGAAGCAGGUGAUAAGUAAAGUGCUGCAGGCGGCUGCAGCGUCGACCAAUAAGAAGCAGCGAACCAUAAGCAGGUGUCUGUUGUGCUUCCAGCUGCUCACCUUUACUUUGUUCUUCAGCGGCUCUGUCACACCUGUGGUAGUCCAGGUGGACACACAGUUAAACGUGUCAGCUCUGAGCAACGAUGCCUUCGACCAACAGAUCACCAAAGACCUGAUCCUGGAGGACACGCUGGACUUCCUGCUGCCGCCACUCUCACACCUGUCCUCACACACACACCUGUCCUCGGAGAGGGAGGGGAGCCAGUACGGUGGCUGUACAGGGACACUUGGCGUCUGUUUGUCUGAAGACGAGUUUCUUCUUCUGCUGCACUUUCAGUUGCUGAUGAAGACCUCAUCAGCGUUUCAGCCGCUCUAUCCCAGUGUUUCCUCCUCCUCAUCCUUGCCUCGUGGCCUCUCUGACCUCCUGACCCAGAUCGAAGGUUUCUACAAGCUGAAAACAAACAGGAGCUGCAGGACAGACGAACCGCCCAGUCAGCAACCAGCUCUGUCUUCCUCACAGGACGAAGGUCUCUGUGUGGACCCCCACCUUCGACAGAUCUACACAGACCCCCCCCUCAUUCUGAACCCCCCGUUCCAUCCCCUGGUGAAGGAGUACCACGCAGAGGUGACCUUUGACACCAUGACAGUUCGGAUCCGGCCGGAGCCUGUCAGCUUGGCCUGCAGGAUCCACCUGGAUGAACACCGAGGACCCAGGAUGGCGAACUACCCGGUUGGCCUCGGCAACAGCAAGAUCAGCAUCCUGGUGAUGGACGGCAGCCACCCGGAGCCUGUUAUCAUGUCCAUCUACACUGUCCACGUUUACAGGGAGAGUCGGCCCAGCCUGCCCAUGUUUGGAUAUCACGUGAUGUGCAGCUUUGUGCAGGACUGCGGUCUGCUGGUCCAGCCAGAUCGCUCCUGCGGUCUUCAGCCCCACAGCAAAUCCCAGAGUCAACGUAAUGCCUGCAGCUCGGGACACGUGUCAGGACGCUGGGUUGUUCCAUGCCUCAGUUGUUCUGACAACAGGACGUGCGACUGGAGGGAAGUUUCCUGGCAGGCAGAUGGUUGUUAUCACCCAAUAGUGGACCACCCACUGCUGCAGGACUGUAUGAAGGACAGAAAGCUGUUGUUUAUUGGGGACUCAACAAAUCGUGGGAUGAUGUACUUCCUGAUGGAGAGGGUGAACUCCACCCUGGAGGACUGGGACAAAGCUCACGACACGCUGGUCUACAGGAACCUGAACAGAGGACGGACUCUGGUCAGCUACUCGUACUAUCCUCAGUUCUGGCUGGAGAAGAAGCAGCGACCCACGUUCAGGGAGGCUCUGCAGCAGCUGCUCAACAGGUCUCAGCCUCUGGUGAACUCUAACCAAACAGUUCUGGUUGUGGGAGGAGUCCAGUGGCUCAACACCAAUCACCUGAGGACAGUCAGUGAAGUGCUGGACAAUAAAUCUCUCAGUAACAUCCUGGUGGUGGUGAAGUCUUUAGGGAUGGGCUUCCAUCUGCCUGUGGACGGGAUCAGGUCUCUCAGUCUGACAGAGAUACGGGACCUGUACAGGGAGAACGACGACAUCAUCACCACCGCCAAGCAUCAUGGGUACGAAGUGAUUGACACGUUCAGCAUCACGAUGGGUCGAUACAAAGAGUUCCUGCAGGGACGCUGUGCCUGUCACUUUCACGAGGUGGAGAAGUUUUGGUCCACAAAACUUUCCAGUGACAGAACGUCCACCGCAAACACGACCAGAACAGAGAGAACUGUACAUACACUCGGCAGCCAAUCAACCCUGCCAGACACGGAGCAGGAGGCGGGGUCUCAACCCACAACCUAUCGUGUUAGAGGACCAGUGAACCAAGUAUACUCUGAGAUCCUUCUGAGCCGCCUGUGUCCCAUUACCCGAAACUGAACACCUAGGAGGGGCCAGGUGAAUCCUUCGGGAGAGUCACCUGUCCCCCUCCAGGACGUGGACUUCAGAGAGGGGUGGGGGACUCAAUGGUGGAGGUGGAUUAUUCAGAAUGAACAGAAGCCUCACUGUGCAGCUCAGGAGCACCAAUCCGACGAGACGCUGAGGGUCUCAGACUCAGCUGCUGGCUUCUAAUAAGCAGAGGUUACUCGAGAUAUCGCUCAGCUGGUUCCUGCUGCUCGCAGAUGUUUAAAGUUUUCAGCAUUUCAGUCCCAGCAGCAGGACUGUUAAUCUCUGACCUUCUGCUGGGAUUUUCCAUUUCAGAACCAGAAAAAUCCUCUGCCAUAAUUCUGCUGACUGCACCAGCUGCUUCUCGCUGGCCCGUGUGUUUGACAGUGAUAUGAGUUAGCGUGGAUUCAAGCAGCUGCUUCCUGAUUCAGACUUAGCCUCAGGCCUCACUGAUUGAUCGAUUCUGUAUGUCAGACCAGUUUUAACUCCAAAGACUUGAUGAAAGCUCUUCAUCACAUGACAGAAGCGUCUUUUAUGACUCUGCUUAUAUUUCUAUAUUUUUCUACAGAUGUAUAAUGUGUCUUUUUAUAAGCUGAAAACAGAAGAAAUUAAUAUUUUUUAUGACUGUGCUCAUUCUGCUCUUCAUACAAAAAACAAAAAGUCAAACAAAAGUUUUUAAUCCUGAACUGUGAACACAUUCACAACCACAACCACUCAGUCUUUUAAACACCGUCUCACUUAUGGCUUUAUAACAUUUAAUAAAACACCAGUGGACAAAA